Molecule: messenger RNA, 534 nt
Organism: Loa loa (African eye worm)
Lineage: Eukaryota; Metazoa; Nematoda; Chromadorea; Rhabditida; Onchocercidae
Exons: 4
Coding region: 1-456 (151 amino acids)
Source: RefSeq, a predicted model, not a curated record
AUGCAUAUUGAAGCAUUAUUUUUCAUUGUUCUCGUGGCCUAUGGCCAAGUAGCAGAGCACCAGAAUGCUUACGCGGAUGACUGGGAUGCUGAAAAAGAUUGGACAUCACAUUUUGGGCCAUGCAGGUCUCAUUUUAUGUUCGAAUUUUCACCAUGUGAGCCGAAAACAAAAAUGUUGGCAUGCUGUCGGCGCUUCAAUCCGUUUGUGCUCUUCCUUCUUCUGCUCCUCAGUCUAAUAAUUAUAGCUGCUGUACCGAUACUGAUGCUAUGCUGCAUCUGUCCACCAUGGCGUGUACUAUGCGAAUGUUGUCUGUGCUGCUCAUGCUGUGCCAUUGAUGAAAAUGGAAAUUUUAUUCAUUUCAUAGAAGAUGAAGAGGAAACUGGAGAGGAUUUCAAUAUUAGGACAGAAGAUCAAACUUCCGUCAGAAGCAAAAUGGAAACGACAUCCAGAAGAUAAGGAAUAUGAACAGCGGGGAAGAAAUGCUAAACAACUUCAGGCUGCAAAUACUGAUGAAGCAUAAUGGAUUUAUAAACC